Polyodon spathula (Mississippi paddlefish) is the source of this 4833-nucleotide messenger RNA. RefSeq names its product DNA cross-link repair 1A (PSO2 homolog, S. cerevisiae) (gene dclre1a). Gene Ontology annotation, molecular function: damaged DNA binding; 5'-3' DNA exonuclease activity. The record is from RefSeq and is a predicted model, not a curated record. The coding region runs from base 553 to 3534 and encodes 993 amino acids. Gene Ontology annotation, biological process: protection from non-homologous end joining at telomere; interstrand cross-link repair; double-strand break repair via nonhomologous end joining. NCBI's taxonomy places the organism in Eukaryota, Metazoa, Chordata, Actinopteri, Acipenseriformes, Polyodontidae. The transcript is spliced from 9 exons.
UACUGGCGGUAAGUACAGUAUGAAGUAAUUUAUAUCCGUACCUUAUGUGUUUACAAAAAUACAUUUAGAUUGUAUUUCGGUUACAUAACUUGAUACACAGAAUAAACAACAGUGAACAAGGCAAUGCUAAAUCAAAGGCGUUUUAUUAUUUAUUUAGUGUAGUCCAGUAGUUCGUGUAAAUCGUGCAUCGCAGAUUAAAUUGCAUUUUCAGCGUACAGUUUGAAACAUGUAGAAGAAUUUACUGCAAGGUAACUGCAUCUCCUAUAGUGCUAGAUCCAUGACAUGUCAUAAACGACACGUCUUAGUAUUGUGUUUGGUAGAAACAGUAACUCAACCUACUGUAAUAUUUAAUAACAACAAAUAUUAGAAUUUUUUUUUUAAAAAGCGCACAGUGUAAAAAUAAAAUGAUUGAUUACUACUAUUUCGUGAAACUGUUGUUUUGAGUUUAAAAUGUGCGUUAAAUGAAGGUGUAGCAUGAUCAAUGCUUGUCAUAUUUUGUAAUUAAACCCGGGAAUGAAGGCAGCAGUAUAAAAAAACCAAUGAAAACCUGCCAUGUCAGACAAGGUCUCCGAGGAUGACAUAUGGGAAUACAAGUCUAUAAGAAAACCCCCCAAAAUAGUUGAACGCAAUACUAAGAAAUUAAAGGAAAAGUCUGAACUAGAUGGUAAUAAAACAACAAGGCAAAGUAUAGAAAAAAAUAAUUUCAAGAAAAAUAUAGACAAUUCAAAAGCCAGCAUCAGCCAGACUACACCUGCUGUUUACUUCCUGCACCACAAUCCAAGCACCCCUAUUAGACAACACGAGAGAGAUCAAAGCAAUGCAGAAAAACAAACAGCCACAAAUGGACAGACUGUUCACGAAGGGCAUUGCCCUGGCUGUCAAAUGCCUUUCUCCGUUCUGGUUGUGCAGACUCCUUGCUGGCACGUAACGGAAUGCUUGGACACCCUUGGGAGUGGAGACGGUACAGAGUGCCCCGACGGUCUGCAUUGCAGUUCCACAAUUCCAAACCAUUACAAACGCUAUACUCACUUCCUGCUGGCUCACAGCAGGGCCACAGGAGACCAAGACUACUACAGCUUUAAUAGCGCUCAGGAAAGCUUGGCCAGUACGUCCAACUGCCAUAGCCAAAAUAUCGAUCCCAGUCCCACGCGAGCUUCCCCAACUUCACAGCAAGAGAAUACUGCCGGCAGCAAGCCGAAUGCACUGCUGCUCUUGAGAUCCCCUGCCUCUGCAGAGCUCAAGAAAAGGUCAAAGAAAACUCAGUCUCCCAGAGCAGCAACUGGAAAGCUAUCCAGCUCCCCUAACAAUUUGGAUACAAAGCAAUCUUUGGUAGGGUCCCAGAGAAAUCUUUUGUCUCAAAAAGGUAAAGAUCAUGUUAAAUCAAGUGGAUUAUCAAUAGAAAGAGUACCCAGGAAUGUACCAGAAGAUUUCAACAGCCUUUCACUGUCAGCAGCUGUUCCUAGUGAUGAAGAGAUAUCAUACUCUCCGCUGUGCAGUGAUUCUGAAGAGGUUAAACCAAAUCCGCAGUUAUUUCACACCAAUAUAAAUAAAUGCAAGGAGGGGGUUGUUAACAACUUUAAUGGGCUUGAUUCUGCCAGUUCACAAAGUCUUACUAAAUCCCCAAAUUUAUUGGAGGAAGACUUAAGUGAUACUGACCUUUUUUCUGAUUAUUUUAACGAGUCUCCACUAAAUGGGAUUGACAGCAAUAAAAGAAUGAACAGCACAGCAGUGGAUCACUCCACACAGACAGUUGAGACAUGUGUGGCUGGGUUAGCACAGCCUGAGAGCCACUACAAUUAUGGGCUCAUUAGUACAGAGAGUCAGUUGCACAAAGUGAUUUCACCUGGAAAUGAGACCCUAAAAGAGGAUUUGAUAGAUUCAGCUGGCACAACUUAUUGUUUUACUCAGGAAAAGAGCAGAAUUUUGGUAGACUCUUUACAUGCUAAGAAAGAGGCAGUGGUUUCAUUUAACUCCCCACAAAGUGUAGUUUUAGAGCAUUUAAGGAACAGUUUGACUCACGCUGGAGGUAGAAACAGUUUACAUUCCAUUAAUAUAAAACAAGAAAGGCCUUUAACUGAAAGCUCCACACCAUCACAAAACCUCAACCCACGCUCUCGAAACAUGGCUCCGAAAAGGUUACUCUUGUCAAGAAACAAGUCUUCAAGUGCGGGACUUAAGCAAACCGACAUUGGAGUGUUUUUUGGACUGAAGCCCUUGAAAGAGCAGGAGGUAAAGGUAAUAGAGAAGCAACCCAACAAGACUAUGCAAGCUGCAACAGAUGAAUUAAACUCAGAAGUCCACUCUAGGAAAAGAAAGCCAAGGCAAAGGAAGAGAAAAGCUACAAGUUCAAUCGGGGAUUCUGCAGAACAGGAAGCUGCGGGUGGGUCUAAUAAUAAUGAAGCACUUACCCCAAAAGAAAAGGGAAGCCGACCAAGGAGAAGAGGUUGGGUUAAAGGACCUGAAAAUGGAUAUGUUCCUGCCUCCAGACAAUGCCCUUUCUACAAGAACAUUCCAGGGACUGGUUUUGUAGUGGAUGCCUUCCAGUAUGGAGCUAUAGAAGGGUGCACUGCUUACUUCCUUACCCAUUUUCACUCUGACCAUUAUGGGGGGCUGAAGAAGAGCUUUCAGUUGCCAAUCUAUUGCAAUAAAAUUACAGGCAAUUUAGUGAAGAGCAAGCUUGGAGUGGAAGAGCAGUAUGUGAACAUUCUCCCGAUGAAUACAGAAUGUACAGUGGAUGGUGUCAAGGUUACAUUACUCGAUGCUAAUCAUUGUCCAGGUGCUGCAAUGCUGCUCCUCCACCUUCCCAAUGGGAAGACUGUGUUGCACACAGGGGAUUUCAGGGCAGACCCUUCUAUGGAAAGAUACCCUGAAUUAGUAGGCCAGAAAGUGCAAACCCUCUACCUUGAUACCACGUACUGCAGCCCUGAAUAUACUUUUCCAACGCAACAAGAAGCCAUCACCUUUGCUGCUACCACUGCCUUUGAAACAUUAACCUUAAACCCCCGCACUCUAGUGGUCUGUGGAGCCUACUCUAUUGGGAAAGAAAAGGUCUUCUUGGCUAUUGCUGACGUGUUGGGGUGCAAAGUGUGCGUGUCCCGGGACAAAUACAACAUCUUGUGUUGCCUGGAGUCUGAGAGAAUCAAGGAACUGAUCACAAUGGAUUGGGAUGCCACUCAACUACAUGUGCUGCCCAUGAUGCAGGUCAGCUAUAAAGGUUUACAGACACACUUCAACAAGUUUUCAGGAAAAUACGACCAAAUUGUGGCAUUCAAGCCUACUGGAUGGGUCUAUUCAGGCCUGAGCGAGUCUGUGGCAAGUAUUAGACCACGUGUCAGGGGAAAUGUAACUGUUUACGAUGUGCCCUACAGUGAACACAGUGGCUACCUGGAGAUGAAGAGAUUUGUCCAGUGGUUGAAACCAGAGAAAAUCAUUCCUACAGUGAAUGUGGGAAAUCCAAAGGAAAGAAGAGCGAUGGAGAAUGUCUUCAGUGAGUGGAAGUCUGAAAUGGAGAGAGAAUUAAAUGCAUGUAGAUAAUGCGUGUUAAGCAGAUUGUCACCACAUUCAAUAUGAACGCUGUCUCUCUUAAAAGAUGGUUUAGUUGGCAAAACAUUUUCAGUCUUGUUUUCAAUUGAUGCACUUUUUUUUGAAGGUUUGUCUGAGAUUGUGCUGUCAAAGAGCAGCAUGUGCAACAGAGGUUAGAAGUGUUGUGCCUGAAAGGCCAGAGUGUUUGGAAGUUGCCUUCUAUGUUGCAUCUAUUAAUGAUCGCCUUUUGUGCACAAACAAUUUCAUGGGAGAACUGCAUUUCUUUGAACGCUAUGGUGAAAAGCAGAACUUCACUAUCUUUCAAAUUUUUUUGUAUGUCUUUUGCUUUUAGGACAAAGUCUAAAAGGUAUCCGUGCUGUUCUAAAAGCAAUAAAGGAGUUGAACUAGAACAUGUCAUAUUUAAAACACUACGAACUCUGCUGCUUCAUAUUUCUUUACUGAAUUACACAUUUAAAAAAAACUAUUUAAUGGAAGAUUUUUAAUGUUUAAAUUGUGUAGAUAAUGUAGUGUUAUGAACAACAUAACUGAUUGCCAUUGUAAGUCCCAUUUAUGAGUGGGACUUGAUAACAUUGUUUCUUGUUACACUUGCAUUUUAAUAACUAAUUUAUAAUCAUUGCUUGUUUUUGGAUCUAUUGCAAAUGUAGUUGCAGAUUAUGAAAUCUGUUAACGAAUAUGACUAAUACUGUAUAGUGUACAUUUUGCAAUGCAACUUUUUUCCCCCUCCUUACAGGUUUAGUGCUUAAUUUUAAGUUUGUUUUAUGAUUCAAGUAUUUAGGUUUUCUAUUGGUAAUUUGAAAUAGUUAUCAUUUUUCAUUAAGGCUACAAGCUUGGAACCAAAAGUUGUGGUUGAUUUUAAAGUGCCAAGUGUUUGUGUGUGUUUAUAUAUUAAAAAAAAAUAAAUAAAUACAAAAGUUUGAGUUUCUAAUUCCCUAAUCAACGUGGAAAUGAAAGCCACAUUUGGGGAAGCCUUUAGGAGCUUGACCUGAACUUUGUGCAAGUAACCUCCCUGCAACCAAGCUAGUUUUAGUGUUGAGUAUUACACACAGAAUGAAUGGACUGUUCCUUAUCUGACUAAGUGGAACUUUGCAUGGCAUAGAACAAAAAUGUGUUACACAACCUAAACAUUCAGAAAGCAACAUCAAAUCUAGCCUGUUCACUGAACUGCAAAAAAUGAGGGGUGUGGGUUUUCAUUUAAUUUUUUUUAAAGGUUUAGGUAGCUUGGUGCUGAUAGUAAGGGCAACUGAUAAUCAUCUUGACUGCAUCAGAAAAAACAGGCAAAUUGCAUUGUGA